CUGAGCAUGAACAACAUCAGCCAGCUGCAGCCCAGGACUCUCCGUCACCUGCGCUUCCUGGAGGAGCUACGCCUCUCUGGAAACCAGAUCUCCAGGAUCCCAGGGGAAGCUUUCUCUGGCCUCUACAGCCUAAAGAUUCUGAUGCUGCAGAACAAUCAGAUGAGUUGCAUCCCUGCAGAGGCACUGAGAGAUCUUCCAAACCUCCAAUCUCUACGCCUGGAUGCAAACCUUAUCUCUGUGGUGCCCGAGAAGAGCUUUGAGGGGCUGCUCUCCUUGCGUCACCUAUGGCUGGAUGAUAAUGCCCUGACGGAGAUCCCUGUCCAAGCUCUGAACCACCUGCCAGCGCUGCAAGCCAUGACCCUGGCUCUCAACCAGAUCUGGCACAUCCCCGAUUAUGCCUUCCAGAACCUCAGCAGCCUCGUGGUGCUGCACCUGCACAACAACCGGAUCCAAAGCCUGGGAGCCAACGGCUUCGAUGGGCUGCACAGCUUGGAAACCCUGGACCUAAACUACAAUGAGCUGCUGGAAUUCCCUGGGGCCAUCAGGACACUGGGACGACUGCAGGAGCUUGGUUUUCAUAACAACAACAUCAAAGCUAUUCCAGAGAAUGCAUUUGUUGGGAAUCCUCUCCUCCAAACAAUCCAUUUUUAUGACAAUCCUAUCCAGUUUGUUGGACAGUCUGCUUUCCAGUACUUACCAAAGCUCCACACUCUGUCACUCAAUGGUGCGACGGACAUCAGAGAAUUCCCAGACCUUAAAGGCACCACCAGCCUAGAAGUUUUGACCUUGACCAAGGCAGGCAUCCAUCUACUCCCCAGAGGGAUGUGUCAGCAGCUGCCCAGCCUCCGAGUCCUAGAGCUCUCACAUAACCACAUCGAAGACCUGCCCAGUUUCCACCGGUGCCAGCGGCUGGAGGAGCUCGGUCUCCAGAACAACAGGAUCCAUGAAAUCAGAGCAGACACCUUUGUGCAGCUGAUGGCCCUGCGCUCCAUAGACCUGAGCUGGAAUCACAUCCAGUUUAUUCACCCUGAAGCCUUCGUGACCCUGCACUCGCUCACCAAGCUGGACUUGACUGAUAACCGGCUGGUGACGCUGCCUCUGGAUGGUUUGGGUGGACUGACCCAUCUGAAGCUCCAAGGCAACCCAGCUCUCUCUGAGCCCUUCACCAAGGAGAGCUUCCCCAAAAUGAGAGUUCUCGAGGUUCCUUACGCCUACCAGUGCUGUGCCUAUGGAAGCUGCAGCAGCUUCUUCAAGAUGUCCAACCAAUGGGAGACAGAAGACAUGAGCCCCGAGGAGGAGGAUCCCCACAAGAGGACUGUGGAAUUGUUUCCAGGUCAUGCUGAUAAUCACUAUGACCUAGAUACAGACGACCUCCAGCUGGACCUCGAGGAAUCAAAGCUGCACCCCACGAUUCAGUGCACACCGAGCCCAGGUCCCUUCAAGCCUUGCGAUCACUUGUUCGAGAGCUGGGUCAUCCGCCUGGGAGUGUGGGUCAUCGUUCUGGUCUCGGUGCUCUGCAAUGGGCUGGUCAUCCUGGCUGUCUUUGCCUCCUCCAGCUACCUCUCUCCAGUCAAGUUCAUCAUCGGCUCCAUAGCUGGAGCCAACACGCUGACAGGCAUCUCCUGCAGUAUGCUGGCUCUGGUCGACGCGCUGACCUACGGCCACUUUGCCAAGUUCGGCGCCAGAUGGGAGACGGGAGCAGGCUGCAGGGUGACGGGAUUCCUGUCAGUGUUUGCCUCCGAGGCUGCCAUCUUACUGCUGACGCUGGCUGCCGUGCAGUGCAGCAUCUCGGUCUCCUGCGUGCGGGGCUAUGGAAAGUCACCCUCCUUAGGCAAGGUCAAGGCUGCUGCUUUUGGCUGCCUGUUGCUGUCCUCUGUGGCUGCAGUUCUCCCUCUCUUCUCCAUUGGGCAAUAUGGAGCAUCUCCUCUCUGCCUCCCAUAUCCCAUCCCAGAUGGGAAACCCACCACCCUGGGCUUCACUGUGGCCUUGGUGAUGACAAACAUGCUCUGCUUCCUGACUAUCACGGGCACCUACAUCCGACUCUACUGCAACCUGCUGAAGGGGGAGUUCAGCGCUGUCUGGGACUGUGCCAUGGUCAAGCAUGUGGCCUGGCUGAUCUUCACCAACUGUCUCCUCUACUGCCCAGUAGCCUUCCUCACCUUCUCCUCCACGCUCAACCUCUUCCUCAUCACCCCAGAGGUCAUCAAAUCCAUCCUCCUCGUGGUCCUGCCCCUGCCCGCCUGCCUCAACCCAUUGCUCUACCUGCUCUUCAACCCCCACUUCAGAGAUGACCUCCGCCUGCUGAGGCGGAAGGGCCAGGACAAGGGGAGCUACCCCAAGUCCUGCAGGGUCGAUGACAUGGAUAAAAGCUCCUAUGACUCCACGCAGGCUCUGGUGAGCUUCUCCGACAUCGGCCACAUGUUCGAGACACCCGAUUCCCUGGGAGUGCACCCCAUCCUUGACAGCUACAGCUUCCCCUCCAUGACGCUCGUCCCCUGCCAGCAAAGGGUGGGCGCCAGGGGGAAGGAGAGAGGCUUCUCUGAGCAUUGUCCCUGCCUCAAUGACAGUGAGGUGCUGAUCACUUCAGAGAGCCGAGAACCAGCCGGCAGCAGCCUCCGGAUCACCUUCUUCCCCUCCCCUCCCACACCACCCUUCAUGUCUCACUUAUAA
Messenger RNA from Nestor notabilis (Kea), 2670 nucleotides. It is a transcript of the gene LGR6, whose product is annotated as leucine-rich repeat containing G protein-coupled receptor 6. Gene Ontology annotation, molecular function: G protein-coupled receptor activity; protein-hormone receptor activity; protein binding. Gene Ontology annotation, biological process: G protein-coupled receptor signaling pathway. The transcript has 17 exons. Gene Ontology annotation, cellular component: membrane. Lineage: Eukaryota; Metazoa; Chordata; Aves; Psittaciformes; Psittacidae. The record is from RefSeq and is a predicted model, not a curated record. The coding region runs from base 7 to 2670 and encodes 887 amino acids.